GUUGCGAUGACCUCAUCCGGGAUGCCGAAGGCUGCCGAACACGACUUGUUCCAAGAUGAAGGUGCAUGCAGUGACUGUGGCAGUCCAGAUAAACCAGGGACCAUUUUACAAAGAUUUGUUCCAUCCGGGAACGUGCUUUUUCCAGACACCUUCCAAACCAAUCAACUUUUGUUCUAUGAGCGGUUCAAAGCCUAUCAGGAUUACAUCUUGGCUGACUGCAAAGCCUCCGAGGUGAGGGAAUUCACAGCUGAAUACUUGGAGAAGGUCCUCGAAACAUCUGGAUGGCAGGCAAUCUGGCGCACUAAUGUGUUCGAAGUGCUGGUUGAGGUCACAAAUGUGGACUUUUCAUCACUGAAGGCAGAGGUGAAACUUAGUGACCCGUAUCUCUGUGAGCCCCGGGUUGCUACUUUUACUUGCGAGUGUAUGAAAGAGCUGUUGGAUCUAAAGGAGCAUCAGUUACCACUGCAAGAGCUGUGGGUAGUGUUUGAUGAUUCAGGAGAGUUUGAUCAGACGGCGCUUGCAAUAGAACACGUCAGGUUUUUCUACCAGAACAUUUGGAGGAGUUGGGAUGAAGAGGAAGAGGACGAAUAUGACUAUUUUGUUAGAUGCGUCGAACCUCGAUUGAGAUUGCAUUAUGACAUUCUUGAAGAUCGGGUUCCCUCAGGACUCAUUGUUGACUACCGUAAUCUUCUAUCUCAGUGUGAAGAGGUCUAUAGGAAGUUUCUAAAUCUGAGGAGCAGUUUGGGCAGCGAUUCUGACUCCGAACUGGAAAACGUCUCCAUGGUAGAAGGGUUGAGGCUGUAUUCUGAGAUCGAACAGCUGAAGCAAAAACUAAAGCUAAUUGAGAACCCCUUGCUGAGAUACGUGUUUGGUUAUCAGAAGCAAACUGGACUCCAAGCAAAAGGAACACGUCCAACAGGCGGAAAGAUCACCCAUGUUGUCUCGACUUCCAUGAUGGUUAGCCUGCUCCAGUCUCUGCUCAGGGAACGGCUCUAUCAGGAGUCUUGUGAAGAAGAAAUAGAAAUCCAGUUCCAUAGUGAUCCACUGUCAGCUAUAAAUGCCUGCUUUGAAGGAGACACCGUCAUCAUUUGCCCUGGUCAUUAUGUGGUAAAUGGCAUGUUCUCCAUUACUGACUCUAUCAAAUUAGAAGGUUAUGGACUACCGGAUGAUAUUGUAAUAGAGAAACGGGGGAAAGGAGACAAUUUUGUAGAUUGUACAGGUGCCAGUAUUAAAAUCUCAAACGUGAAAUUUGUUCAGCAUGAGUCGGUGGAAGGAAUCUUGAGUGUUCACCAUGGCAAAACUACUUUGGAAAACUGUGUGCUACAGUGUGAGACUACAGGAGUUACAGUUCGAACAUCAGCAGAGUUAUUAAUGAAGAACUCGGAUUUAUAUGGGGCUAAGGGUGCUGGUGUUGAAAUAUACCCAGGGAGCGUGUGUACCCUGAGUGACAAUGGAAUACAUCACUGCAAGGAAGGAAUCCUAAUUAAGGACUUUUUAAAUGAGCAUUAUGAUAUGCCCAAAAUAACCAUGGUGAAUAAUGUCAUCCAUAACAAUGAAGGCUACGGCGUGGUCUUGGUGAAACCUACAAUUUUCUCUGACUUGCAGGAGAGUGCUCAAAAUGGAUCUGAAGAAAAUAAAGCAGCGGCUGUUCUGACAAGUGGCCAGACAGAGGCUGUUGGCAAGGGAGUGCAUGAAGAGCUAAGUCUCUAUGUCCUUGGUGAAACAGAGCCCUCUACGAGGCCAGACCCCGCUGAGCAAGAGGAGGGCAACUGUGAGAUUGUCAAUGAACUGGUCGCCGCCUCCAACAAAAAGGGCCAGCUGAAGAAGAAAAGGUUGAGCGAACUGGGGAUCACAGAGGCCGACGAUAACUUGAUGUCCCAGGAGAUGUUCGUUUCUAUUGCGGGGAAUCAGUUCAAAUGGAAUGGGAAGGGCAGCUUCGGGACGUUCCUUUUCUGACUGCUCCAGCUUUGAACAUCGCUACCGUAGCUCCGAUUUGCACACGUGACUAUAUUAACCAUUGCUUUGCUUCAUGCUUGGCAUUUUGACCUUUUUUUUUUCUUUCUUCCUCGAAUUGAAAUUCAAUUCAGGAGUAUUUAUAGGCAUUGCACAUGAACAUUUUCCUUUUGUAGCAAA
Messenger RNA from Tachyglossus aculeatus (Australian echidna), 2133 nucleotides. It is a transcript of the gene SHCBP1, whose product is annotated as SHC binding and spindle associated 1. Lineage: Eukaryota; Metazoa; Chordata; Mammalia; Monotremata; Tachyglossidae. The coding region runs from base 7 to 1956 and encodes 649 amino acids. The record is from RefSeq and is a predicted model, not a curated record. Gene Ontology annotation, biological process: fibroblast growth factor receptor signaling pathway. The transcript has 13 exons.